This is a messenger RNA of Aureobasidium subglaciale EXF-2481, 1121 nucleotides long. RefSeq lists its product as uncharacterized. Gene Ontology annotation, molecular function: oxidoreductase activity. The record is from RefSeq and is a predicted model, not a curated record. The transcript has 3 exons. Gene Ontology annotation, cellular component: endoplasmic reticulum. The coding region runs from base 156 to 1121 and encodes 321 amino acids. Lineage: Eukaryota; Fungi; Ascomycota; Dothideomycetes; Dothideales; Saccotheciaceae.
GCCAGAUCGGGCAGGGUGAUGUCCCAACCCCACUAUCGGCGACGGUCGACCCUGAUCUGCCCCAAGCACCGAAAGCUUCGGAAGUCGCGUGUUUCUAUCUUCAAGUCGCCCUCGACGCCGCUCUCUUCUUCUCUUCGACUCAUUCAACUGCCACCAUGUCGUCCAAGCACACCUACAAGCCCACAGGGCCUUUUGCCCCCCAGUACAUCCAGGGCGUCUACGCUCCUUCGGCCAUUCUGAUCGUCGGAGCUGCCCUGGUUAACAAGUCCCUGGUGCCUGUUGCUAUUGCCAUUGCCGCUGCUCUGGCCGGCUACCAAUUCUUCAACAACCAGGUCAAGAAGGUCCUUGAUCCCACUACCUUCCAGCAGUUCCCCUUGACCGAGAAGGUUGUCCUGUCGCACAACACGGCCGUAUACCGCUUUGGUCUUCCCAGCCCCAAUUCAAUCCUUGGUCUGCCUAUUGGCCAGCACAUUUCUCUCGCCGCCACCCUGCCUGUCAAGGACCCCAAGACCGAGGUUACCACCAACAAGGAGAUUCUGCGUUCUUACACUCCCAUUACCGAUGACACCACUUCGGGACACUUCGACGUUCUCGUCAAGAGCUACCCUACCGGAAACAUCAGCAGACAUCUUGCCGAAAUGAAGAUUGGCGACACUAUCAAGGUCAAGGGUCCCAAGGGUGCCAUGGCUUACAAGCCCAACAUGGUCAGCCGCUUUGCCAUGAUCGCUGGUGGCACUGGUAUCACCCCCAUGUACCAGAUUUCAAAGGCCAUCCUCCGUGGCCGUGCUUCGGGCGAUAAGACUCAAGUUGACUUGAUCUUUGCCAACGUCAACCCCGAGGACAUUCUCAUGAAGGACGAGCUUGACAGCAUGGCUCGUGAGGAUAGUGGUUUCAGAGUUCAUUACGUUCUCAACAACCCUCCUUCUGGCUGGACUGGUGGCGUUGGCUUCGUCACUCCCGAGAUGAUCAAGGAAAACUGCCCUGCUCCUUCGCCCGACAUGAAAAUGCUCAUUUGUGGUCCUCCUCCUAUGGUUUCUGCCAUGAAGAAGGCUGCCGAGAGCCUUGGCUACCAAAAGGCCAGACCCGUCAGCAAGCUGGAGGACCAGGUCUUCUGCUUCUAA